AUGAUCUCUAUUAUCUGCACUGGAAUAUUUGGAAAAUUCUUGAGUACUGCAGUAUAUGCUUGGGCAAUACACUUGAAGGGUCCUGUAUAUGCCACAAUGUUCAAGCCACUUUCAAUUGUUAUUGCUGUUGUCAUGGGAAUUGUGUUCCUUGGUGAUGCUCUUCAUAUUGGAAGUUUAAUUGGAGCCACAGUAAUAUCAAUUGGAUUUUAUGCUGUAAUGUGGGGCAAAGCAGCUGAAGAAAAUGAGGAUGGUUUUGGUAGCCAGGAAUCAGCAACUAUUGAUAGUGUUCCUCUUUUGCAAAGUUAUAAGCCUGUAAAACUAUAA
Molecule: messenger RNA, 324 nt
Organism: Vicia faba (fava bean)
Lineage: Eukaryota; Viridiplantae; Streptophyta; Magnoliopsida; Fabales; Fabaceae
Source: the annotation of a GenBank genome assembly